AUGCACUGGGUGCCUCAUAUCGUGCUGUUUGCCGCUGUCUCCCCUGCUCCUGCCCCUGCCCUUGGGUUCACUUCCUACAACAGAGCCCUGGGGAACCUGGCAGCUGUGGAAAGCCAGCUCUCUCUUGUGGCCCAGGAAACAGAAAUUCAGCCAGCCAGGAGACAAAAAAAAAAACAGAAACCAGCACACAGAGAUAAAAACGUGAAGAAGAAAGUGAACAUAACUUCAGAGCACCCAAAGUGCCUCCUUGAAGCUGAGCACGAUGGUGAUUUGCCGGCAAUUGACCUUCUUCAUGAUCUUCCCCAGGGGGACUUUCUCUCUCAGAGCUCAGACCUUGCACAUGGCCCCUAUGACCCACCUCCUGAAAUUGGAGGCUCUGGGAAACAGCUGAUUAUUCCCACCACCCAGGCCAGAGUCCAGCACAGGGACUGUGCUGCGGUUGCUGCCACCUGCUCCAAGAAGGCCUACCUGGAUCCCGGGGCCAUGCUGCCUCGCUCAGCGGCCACCUAUGACCGGCCCAUUGCCGACAUGCACUCUGCAGCCCAUGGGCCUGGAGAGGCCUCGGCCAUUCAGAGCCUUAUAAAGUACAGUGGCAGCUUCGCCCGGGAGGCCGUGGCCGUGCGCCCUGGUAGCUGUGGCAAGAAGAGCCCCUUUGGAGGUUUGGGCACCAUGAAACCUGAGCCUGCUCCCACCUCUGCAGGUACCCCCUCAGCCCAGGCCUGAUUCCCACACCCUGGAGGCCCUGCAGUGGGUGGCGGCCGGCAGCUGAAGCGGGACCCUGAGAGGCCCGAGAGUGCCAAGGCUUUUGGGCAUGAGGGCUCUGGUGCUCAGGGUGAGGCAGAAGUGCGACACCCGCCCAUGGGCAUUGCAGUGGCCGUGGCCCGACAGAAAGACAGUGGCGGCAGUGGCAGGCUGGGGCCUGGACUGGCAGACCAGGAGUGCUCUUUGUCAUUUAGUGACGUCAAAGGGCACUGCCGUGAUGAGGACUGUGUGGAUGACCGGGCCAGGCACCGGGAGGAGCGGCUGCUGGGGGCACAGCUGGACUGGGAUCAGGAGAAGUGGCUCAGAGACAGUAAGGAGCUGGCAGACCUGGCCCGCCUGCAGCCUACCAGCUGUGCUCCUAACGGCCUCACCCCCAACCUCAUGGUGACCGGGGGCCCGGCGCUGGCGGGCUCAGGGCGCUGGUCUGCUGAGCCCGCAGCGCAUCUGGCCAUGCACCCCUGGUUGCCCCACUCGGGCAGCACAUCCAUGUGGCUCGCCGGACACCCCUAUGGCUUGCCGCCCCCAUCUCUGCACCAGAGCAUGGCCCCUGCGUUUCCACCCGGCCUGGGGGGCUCCCUGUCGGCCUUCCAGUUUGUCAGGGACCCCCAGUCAAGCCAGCUGGUGGUCAUUCCCAGCAAUCACCUGCCUCACUUCGUGGAGCUGAUGGAGUGGGCCACCGUGCCACCCCUCUGGCCCACUGUAUACCGGCCGGGCCGCAGCCCCCUGCACCACGCCCAGCAGCUGCAGCUUUUCUUGCAGCAGCACUUCCUAUGGCAGCAGGAGUUCCUGUACCUGCAGCAGCAGGCGGCCCAGGCCCUGGAACUGCAGAGGAGCGCCUAGCUACUGCAGGAGCGGCUGAAGGCACAGGAGCACCGGGCAGAGAUGGAGGAGAAGGGGAGCAAGGGGGGUCUGGAGGCCCCAAGCAAAGGUGGCCUGGCCACCGCUGGCCCUGGGCUACUGCCUUGGAAGCCCCCCUGCCUGGCCGCCGGCCCUGCAGGCACCUAUGGCAAGGCUGUGAGCCCGCCACCAUCGCCCCAUGCGUCCCCUGUGGCUGCCCUGAAAGCCAAGAUCAUCCAGAAGCUGGAGGAUGCAUCCAAGUCACCCGCUUAUGCAUACCCUGCCACCCCCACUCCGUCCCACCCCACCAGCUCACCACCCACCUCUCCGCCCCCCACCCCGGGUAUCACCCACAAGGAGGAGGCCCCCGAGAAUGUGGUCGAGAAGAAAGACUUGGAGUUGGAGAAGGAAGCCCCCAGCCCCUUCCAGGCCUCGUUCUCAGAUAUCCCACCCAGGUACCCGUUCCACCAGUACGGGAGGCCCUACCCUUUCCUGCUGCAACCCACGGCGGCUGCUGACGCAGAUGGCCUGGCCCCAGAUGUGCCACUCCUGGCUGAUGGGCCUGAGCGCCUGGCACUCUCGCUGGAAGACAAGCCUAUCCAAUUCCCCUCCAAGAUCCCAGAGCCGCUGCGGGAGGGCCCAGAGGAAGAACCACUGGCCCAGCGGGAGGUGAGGGCGGAGGUGGAGGACAUGGACAAGGGUCCCGCAAAGCUGCUGCCUCUGGAGUUGCUGCUGCCCCUGCCCGCUGCAGAAGCCAUGGCCACCCCGAGCCCUGCAGGCAGUUGUAGAGGUGGCCUGUUGGAGGCCCAGGCGCUGAGUGCCACCGGGCAGGGCUGCGUGGAGCCCUCCGAGUGCCCAGACUUUGCAGAGGGGCCUGAAGCUCGGGUGGAUUCCCCAGGCUGGACAGAACCCUGCAUGACUGCCCUGGACCUGGGGGUGCAGCAGGCACCUCAGACACUGGUGGAGACCAAGGAGGAGCCCGUGGAGUUGUCUGUGGCAGUGCCCAUGGCAGAGGCAGUGCCUGAGGAAGGCCUGGCCCAGGCAACCCCAAGCGAGCCCCAGCCCAGCCUUCAAAUGGACUGUGACGUGCCUGCUGGGGAGGGACAGUGCCUGAGCCCGGAGCCCCAGGAGGCCGUGCCUGUACCCAGCAGCACUUGCUACCUGGAAGAGGGAAGCUCUGACCAGUUCCUGCCUUGCCUGGAGGACCCACUGGCUGGCAUGAAUGCCCUGGCAGCGGCUGCGGAGCUGCCCCAGGCCAGGCCUCUGCCCUCCCCGGGCGCUGCCGGAGCCCAGGCUGUGGAGAAGCUGGAAGUGGCCAAGAGCCUUGUCCUGGAGCAGAGCUUCCUGCACUGGAUCACCCUGCUGAGCGAGAUCGCAGAGCUGGAGCUGGAGAGGAGGAGCCAGGAGCUAGGAGGUGUGGAGCGGGCCCUGGUGGCAUGGCCCUCCCUGGAGAACCUGCUGGCAGCGGGCAGCCACAUGCUGAGGGAAGUGCUGGAUGGGCCUGUGGUGGACCCACUCAAGAACCUGCGGUUGCCCGGGAAGCUGAAGCCCAACAAGAAGUACAGCUGGAUGCACAAGAAGGAGGAGCGGAUGUAUGCCAUGAAGUCCUCCCUAGAGGACAUAGAUGCCCUGGAGCUGGACUUCCAGAUGCGGCUGGCCGAGGUCCAGCGUGAGUACAAGGAGAAGCAGAGUGAGCUGCUGAAGCUGCAGUGGCACCGGGACUCCGAGGACAGGCAUGAGGAACCCCAUAGAAGCUUGGCACGCAGAGGCCCUGGCAGGCCGCAGAAACGGACCCACGCCCUGAGCGCCCUGUUGCCCCCCCGCAAGAGAGGGAAGUGCUGCAACAGUGGCGGAAAGCUGAGCAGCAAGUCUCUGCUGACGUCAGAUGACUAUGAGCUGGGAGCAGGGACACAGAAGAGACACAAAGGGCCCGAGGAAGAACAGGAUGCCCACAUUGGAAUGGGGAGCCGGGGGAGGAGCCAGACUUGGGAUGAACCUGAGACCUUGUCUGACUUCAUAAGUCAGCUAAAAAUUAAGAAGAAGAAGAUGGCCAGCUACCAGGAGCAGUUGGCAAGCAAGCUCGACAAGGCCCUCUCCCUCACCAAGCAGGACAAGUUGAAGUCGCCCUUCAAGUUUUUGGACAGUAGUGGGUGGAAAUCGAAAACUGGCAGGGGCUGUGGCAGGUACUUGACUCCUUACGACAGCCUGCUGGGCAAGGAGAGGAAGGCGCUGGCCAAGGGCCUCGGCCUGUCUCUGAAAUCCUCCAGAGAAGGUAAACACAAAAGGGCCGCCAAAACCAGGAAGAUGGAGGUGGGGUUUACGGCCAGAGGCCAGCCCAAAUCGGCCCAUUCCCUGUUCGCCUCAGAAGUGAGCAGCUACUCUUACAAUACGGACUCAGAUGAAGAUGAAGAAUUCCUGAAGGACGAGUGGCCCGCCCAAGGCCCCUCCAGCUCCAAACUGACGCCUUCCCUCCUGUGUGGCAUGGUGGCAAAGAACAGCAAGGCGGCUGGCGGCCCCAAGCUGACCAAGAGGGGCCUGGUGGCACCCCGGACUCUGAAACCCAAGCCGGCCACCAGCAGGAAGCAGCCAUUCUGUUUGUUGCUUCUAGAGGCCGAGGUGCGGUCCUUCUUCAGCGACUCUUCGGAGGAAUCGCUUGACCAGGUUACUAGCUCCAAACGCAAAAUAGCUUCCGUGUUUCCUAGCGAGGGAGUGAGUGCGAGUGAGCGAGAGGGAAGCGAGUGGGCGUGCGGGAGAGAUGGUGGAUGA
This is a messenger RNA of Callithrix jacchus (white-tufted-ear marmoset), 4365 nucleotides long. The record is from RefSeq and is a predicted model, not a curated record. Lineage: Eukaryota; Metazoa; Chordata; Mammalia; Primates; Cebidae.